Molecule: messenger RNA, 588 nt
Organism: Thyridium curvatum
Lineage: Eukaryota; Fungi; Ascomycota; Sordariomycetes; Thyridiales; Thyridiaceae
Exons: 1
Coding region: 1-588 (195 amino acids)
Source: RefSeq, a predicted model, not a curated record
AUGGCCAACCAAGCUCAAGAUGUCCAGACCUCUCAGCCUGCUCCCCUCGAGGACGUGUCCCAGCAGAACGGCGAAGGCGUCAAGUCCAACGUCACCCACCCGCCCCCAGAGGACGUCAUCGACCUGACCACCAGCGAGACCGCGACGCCCCAGCCGCCCCAGAAGGACGCCGCCGAGCACACCAACGGCGAGAAGGCCGAGACCAACGGCGCCGCCGAGACCAACGGUACAGCUGGGACCGCCGAGGAGGAGCCGACCGCCGCUGCUGAGGACGCAGCAGACAAGUCUGAGGAGGCACCGGCCGCCGAGCCCGCCACCGAGGCCAAGGGCGAGGAGCCUGCCAAGGCGGAGGGCGAAGAGGCUGAGCCCCGCGGCACCAAGCGCGGAGGCGACGAGGAGGGCGAGAACGGCACCGCGGCCAAGAAGCAGGUCCUCGAGUCCGGCGAGGCCAAGAAGGUCGCCGGCGAGAGUGACAAGGCCGAGCCCGAGGCCGAGGACGUCGACGCUCCCCAGGAGAAGUCGUCCGAGGCCCCCGUGGCGGAGGUCGAUGCCCCUGCUGCGGCUCCUGAGGAGCAGGCUGCGGCUUGA